AUGUCAGAAGAUAUGUUAAAAGAUUUAGUAUCGCGUAAUGUUGAUGUUCUAGUUGAAGAAACCCCUCAGCAGCUUUCAUUUCCACCGCCUAGCUCAGUAAAGCAAAGUAUCCAACAAUGUGAAGCUUGCGCCAGGAAUAAUAUAUCUAUGUUGUUUCAGUUCCAAGUUGAAUAA
This is a messenger RNA of Funneliformis mosseae, 174 nucleotides long. The record is from the annotation of a GenBank genome assembly. Lineage: Eukaryota; Fungi; Glomeromycota; Glomeromycetes; Glomerales; Glomeraceae.